Anopheles bellator is the source of this 582-nucleotide messenger RNA. Its product is annotated as calumenin-A-like. The annotation marks the transcript as partial. Gene Ontology annotation, molecular function: calcium ion binding. NCBI's taxonomy places the organism in Eukaryota, Metazoa, Arthropoda, Insecta, Diptera, Culicidae. Gene Ontology annotation, cellular component: endoplasmic reticulum. The record is from RefSeq and is a predicted model, not a curated record. The transcript is spliced from 2 exons.
CGUAUUGUUUACAUCACGACCGACGACCGGAAAAGAAUUUUUCGUUCGCAAGCUGCUGCUUACAAGGUGACGAGGUGACAAUGUGGCCGUCGACGGUGUGGGUCCUUUUACUGGUCGUGUGCGUGCAGUGUGCGACGACGCACAAACACUCGCACACCCAUACGGCCACCAAGGAACGAACGGAGGAUGGAGCGUACGCCCCGCGGGACGCCCAUCAUCAGGAGGACGGCGAACACUAUUCCGAGUUCGAUCACGAAGCGAUCCUUGGCAGCGUGAAGGAGGCCGAGGAGUUUGACAAUCUUUCACCGGAAGAAUCGAAGCGCCGGCUAGCGGUGCUCGUGACCAAGAUGGACCAGAAUGCCGACGGAUACGUUGACCGGCACGAGCUGAAAGCCUGGAUUCUGCGUUCGUUCAAGUCACUGGCCGAAGAGGAAGCGUCGGAUCGGUUCGACGACGUCGACUUAAACAACAACGAUGCGGUAACGUGGGACGAGUACCUGCAGGAAACGUACGGUAUGGACAGUGAAGACGAGGAGGGCGUACGGUUGCCCUUCGAGCAGCCACGGGACGACGAAGAGCGGA